GCCAUCUUUGCAGGAGAGGGAGGCAGCGCAGCCCCUCGCCAUGUCUGUUCCAGCUUCUGCCCAGGGUCCCAGCGGUGCUGCAGGGGCUGCAGGGCCCCCUCCUGCCACCAACGUGUCCAGCAACAAGAGGCUGCAGCAGACACAAGCCCAGGUGGAUGAGGUGGUUGACAUCAUGAGGAUGAACGUGGACAAGGUGCUGGAAAGGGACCAGAAGCUGUCGGAGCUCGACAACCGGGCAGACGCGUUGCAAGCGGGCGCCUCGCAGUUUGAGACCAGUGCAGCCAAACUGAAGAGGAAAUACUGGUGGAAAAAUUGCAAGAUGAUGAUCAUCCUUGGUGUAGUAUGCGCAGUCAUUCUCAUUAUAAUUAUAAUUUAUUUCUCCACUUGAAAGAGCGAAGAAGGAAGACUUGGCACAACUUUGUUCAUAUCAACCGACGGUAUCAGUGUUCCUUUGUUGAACUCCGCUUUUUAAUUCCCGGCGUCUUGGGAUUUUUGCUUGUAAUAACCCAUAAGCAUUC
Poecile atricapillus (Black-capped chickadee) is the source of this 518-nucleotide messenger RNA. RefSeq names its product vesicle-associated membrane protein 2-like. The record is from RefSeq and is a predicted model, not a curated record. Gene Ontology annotation, cellular component: plasma membrane; SNARE complex. NCBI's taxonomy places the organism in Eukaryota, Metazoa, Chordata, Aves, Passeriformes, Paridae. Bases 41 to 388 code for a protein of 115 amino acids. Gene Ontology annotation, biological process: SNARE complex assembly; vesicle-mediated transport; vesicle fusion. The transcript has 5 exons. Gene Ontology annotation, molecular function: SNAP receptor activity; syntaxin-1 binding.